GACAGGGCGAAGCAAUCGACUGACGAUACGUGUUGUCAUUGACGUAGGGAAGGUUUGGGGCUAAAGUCAUGGCGUUGUUAAAGCAAAGUUGUGUUGUCGCUGGUCGUUUCACAUGUAAUCAUCUUUUUCUCCAGUCCAGAUGUAUCGAUGCCUCACAUGUUUACGCCAGUGGUUUGAGCACGGCUACGAAGGUGUCUCCCUCACCGAAAGAUCGCAAGAAGGAGUUACCGUCAGCUGAGGAUGGGCCUGAUCUGCAAGACUUCAUUUCGGGUGAUCUGUCAGACAAGAACCGAUGGGAGGAAUACCGUGGCAACUUAAAGCGUGAGAAAGGAGAGAGGCUGCGACUGCCCCCCUGGUUAAAGACUGAGAUCCCUAUUGGCAAAAACUUCAACCGACUCAAGAACACACUGAGGGACCUGAAUUUGCACACGGUCUGUGAGGAGGCGAGAUGUCCAAACAUUGGAGAGUGCUGGGGAGGAGGAGAGUAUGCUACGGCUACUGCCACCAUCAUGUUGAUGGGGGACACAUGCACACGUGGAUGCCGUUUCUGUUCUGUGAAAACGGCACGGAAGCCUCCCCCACUGGACCCCAAUGAGCCAGAGAACACUGCAAAAGCCAUCGCUGCCUGGGGGCUGGACUACGUCGUCUUGACCUCAGUGGACCGGGAUGACAUACCAGACGGAGGGGCAGCACAUUUCGCCCAAACAGUGAUCAACCUGAAGCAGAGGAGCCCCGGCAUGCUGGUGGAGUGCUUGACUCCUGAUUUCCGUGGGGACUUGAGUGCAGUGGAGAAGCUGGCCCUGUCAGGACUGGACGUGUACGCCCACAAUGUGGAGACCGUGCGGGAGCUGCAGAGGCAUGUACGUGACCCUCGGGCCAACAUUGACCAGUCUCUGGCUGUCCUGCGUCACGCCAAAGCAGUGAACCCCUCUAUCCUCACCAAGACCUCCAUCAUGCUGGGCCUCGGAGAGACCGACGCACAGAUAUCCGCAACCAUGAAAGAGUUGCGCGACAGUGGAGUAGAUUGUCUGACUCUGGGUCAGUAUAUGCAGCCAACUAAACGUCACCUGAAGGUACAGGAGUAUGUCACUCCAGAGCGCUUUGCUCACUGGGAGACGGUUGGGAAGGAGAUGGGCUUUGUCUACACAGCCAGUGGUCCGCUUGUGCGUUCUUCAUAUAAAGCAGGUGAAUUCUUCCUGAAGAAUCUUCUAGAAAAGAGGAAGGUUGCCACAUCAGAGUGAAGUGGCUGUCUUGUUCCACACUCGGUCAGAUGUCCUGCCAUCCCCUGUUCAGUCCACCUCUAUCUAGUAUCCACUACAGCUGCUUACGCGCACACACACACACAUGCAUAAUCUUGGGGAAUAGAAAGGACCAAAGGAGGGGAAGCAAGACAGACACAGGCUCGUGUCACUGUGAAGACCUUCAGAGGAUACAGGUUUCAUUUACAGAACGUUUAGCUGACGUUGAACAAACACUCUCAUAGUGAGAGUAUGACAUGAUCAGUGUAACUCACACUACUUAAUGAAGAGUUUGUAUAAAAGUACAAAUAUAUGAAUACAUGUAAGUACAUUUUAUAACCACACUGGAAUACGGACAUGAAUAAAAUAAACUUAAGAGCAAAAAAGUAAAGCUGCAA
This is a messenger RNA of Sardina pilchardus (European sardine), 1636 nucleotides long. RefSeq names its product lipoic acid synthetase (gene lias). The transcript has 11 exons. The record is from RefSeq and is a predicted model, not a curated record. Gene Ontology annotation, molecular function: lipoate synthase activity; 4 iron, 4 sulfur cluster binding. NCBI's taxonomy places the organism in Eukaryota, Metazoa, Chordata, Actinopteri, Clupeiformes, Clupeidae. Gene Ontology annotation, cellular component: mitochondrion. Bases 69 to 1241 code for a protein of 390 amino acids. Gene Ontology annotation, biological process: lipoate biosynthetic process.